Messenger RNA from Gopherus evgoodei (Goodes thornscrub tortoise), 2195 nucleotides. RefSeq names its product sorting nexin 6 (gene SNX6). The transcript is spliced from 15 exons. Gene Ontology annotation, molecular function: phosphatidylinositol binding. Gene Ontology annotation, cellular component: endosome. Gene Ontology annotation, biological process: intracellular protein transport. Bases 1 to 1557 code for a protein of 518 amino acids. The record is from RefSeq and is a predicted model, not a curated record. Lineage: Eukaryota; Metazoa; Chordata; Testudines; Testudinidae.
AUGAUACAUACUGUUACUGAUACAGAAAUAAUAGAGAAUGUUUUGAAUCCUGAAACGUCAAAGGACACUGAUAGAGACAGUGAAGAGGAAGAUUUUAGUGAAGAGGACAAAAUAACUUUGGGAAAGGCUUCUUCAGUUUUUGAUACAAUAAUUAAAUUUGGAGAAAGGCAGCCAUGUUAUACUGCUCAGGAGCGUGAGAGGGGGGCCGCCCUAGCUCAGCGGCAGCCCGCGCCACCCGCUUUAGCUCCGCCCGGCCCCUCCCCUCGGCUCCGGGCUGCCUGGGGGGCUGGGCCUGUGCUGGCGGAGGGAGGGAGUGAGCGAGCGCUGGGAGCAGCCAUGAUGGAAGGCUCGGACGACGGCCCAGAUUUCCUCUCCGAAGAGGACAGAGGACUUAGAGCAAUAAAUGUAGAUCUCCAGACUGAUGCUGCCCUGCAAGUGGAUAUUUCAGAUGCUCUUAGCGAGAGGGACAAAGUGAAAUUCACUGUUCAUACCAAGAGUUCUUUACCAAAUUUUAAACAAAAUGAAUUUUCUGUUGUUCGGCAACACGAAGAGUUUAUCUGGCUUCAUGAUUCCUUUGUUGAAAAUGAAGACUAUGCAGGCUACAUCAUUCCACCGGCACCCCCGAGGCCUGACUUUGAUGCUUCAAGGGAAAAACUACAGAAACUUGGAGAAGGAGAAGGAUCGAUGACUAAGGAAGAGUUCACCAAGAUGAAACAAGAAUUGGAAGCUGAGUAUCUGGCAAUAUUCAAGAAGACAGUUGCAAUGCAUGAAGUGUUCUUGUGUCGUGUGGCAGCUCAUCCUACCUUGAGAAAAGAUUUAAAUUUCCAUGUCUUCUUGGAAUAUAAUCAGGAUUUGAGUGUUCGAGGGAAAAACAAGAAAGAGAAACUUGAAGACUUCUUUAAAAACAUGGUUAAAUCAGCAGAUGGUGUCAUUGUUUCAGGAGUAAAGGAUGUAGAUGACUUUUUUGAACACGAAAGAACAUUCCUUGUAGAAUACCAUAACCGAGUCAAAGAUGCUUCUGGCAAAUCUGAUAAAAUGACAAGAUCACACAAAAGUGUUGCAGAUGACUGUAAUAGAAUUGGUUCUUCAUUAUAUACAUUAGGAACACAGGACUCCACAGAUAUGUGCAAGUUUUUUCUGAAGGUAUCAGAGUUAUUUGACAAAACAAGGAAAAUAGAAGCACGGGUAUCUGCAGAUGAAGACCUUAAGCUUUCUGACCUUCUGAAAUAUUAUUUAAGGGAAUCGCAAGCUGCUAAGGAUCUCCUAUAUAGAAGAUCUAGGUCACUAGUGGAUUAUGAAAAUGCUAAUAAGGCAUUGGAUAAAGCAAGAGCAAAAAAUAAAGAUGUGCUGCAAGCUGAAACUACUCAGCAAGUAUGUUGUCAGAAAUUUGAAAAAAUAUCUGAAUCAGCAAAACAAGAACUUGUAGACUUUAAAACAAGAAGAGUUGCUGCAUUCCGAAAGAAUCUAGUGGAACUUGCAGAAUUGGAACUGAAGCAUGCUAAGGGUAACUUGCAGCUGCUGCAGAGCUGCCUGGCAGUGCUAAAUGGAGACACAUAAAACACUCUGUCCAUCCACUAACAAGGGCUGCCUUCUUCUGGAUUUUGUUUUCAUGACUUUUAAUAGGGAUUUACAUCUCACCAGAGAAAUCAGUUGGCAAAGUAUGCAUAAAUAAGCUCCUCAUCUCUGAAAAAGUGAAGACUCCUGAAAGCAGUUCCAGACUAUAUGAAGCAACAGCAUACUCAUUUAUGCACAUGUAUUCAGACACACAUUUAUUUAAUCAUUGUAUGCUUUCAUUGUUCAGAAAUCAAAUGUCCCGUUUCUUUGUGAAAGUAGCCAAUAUAAUUAUGUUCAUGUUAUGAAUAGUAUUAUGGUAUGGCUGCCAAUCUUAUUUACCUGUGUAAGUAAUUUCUGAAGUUGCCCAUUUGAAUGCAUUGUUCAAAUGGAUUAAAUAUUGCCAUUAGAUGUUUGAAUAUUGUUAUUAUAAAGCAUUGUAUGCAUUGUCUUAGUUUUUCCAUGUUCUGGUAUCAAGCAUCUUAAUGAUUUUUUUCCAAAUAAUGAACAUUUCUUAGAAAUUUUGGAGAACUUUAUGUAAUCUUUAUAAUUAUGAUUUAAAAGGAAAAGCAAAUGCAUUAGUAUGUUUGCCUUAACUUGUAGACUAAUUCCAAUUAUUGUAAAAUAAACUGUGAAAUCAGUGA